Messenger RNA from Sceloporus undulatus (fence lizard), 3176 nucleotides. RefSeq names its product protein SSUH2 homolog. NCBI's taxonomy places the organism in Eukaryota, Metazoa, Chordata, Lepidosauria, Squamata, Phrynosomatidae. Bases 117 to 1283 code for a protein of 388 amino acids. The transcript is spliced from 13 exons. The record is from RefSeq and is a predicted model, not a curated record.
CGAAAGAGAAAGGAUUGGGAAGAAGGAGAGAGAGAAAGCAUUGCAAGCAGCACGAGGGAGCUGGCCUUUUCCCCCUUGGGAGCCGCUUUGCCUGGGCAAAGGCCUCCCCAGCAGCCAUGGCUGAAGGCUGGCAGGCAUUCGGUGGAUCAGCUUACCAGAAUUUCAGAACUACUGACCAGAUGCCUGCUCAGGGGACGUUUGGUGCCAUGCCUCAAACCCCAGGACCUCCAGCUCCCUUUCUUGCUGACAUGGGAAGUGUCUCUGGCUAUGAAGGCACAACAGCAGGAGAUAGUGGUGGGAAACAUUUCCCUCCCCCACCUGAUUUGGUUCCUGUUCCUGGAAAUCAACCAUAUCCACCACAGAUAAACUGGAAUAUUCCUGCUAUUUCAGAAGAUGAAGCCAAAGAAGCUUUUGUUGGAUAUGCUGCAAGCAAGUGCUGCUACAGCCAAGCCCCAGCAAAAGAGAUGUGUUUUCAGGAUCUGCAGGCAUUCAAUACCUACAGAUAUCGCUUGGAAACCUUCACUGAAUCAAGGUCCUCUGUAUGGAAAGCAGAACCUUAUGAUGGUGGACCGGUGGAUUCCUUUCUAUGUGGUAUAGCACCUUUACCUUGGGAUGUGAGAGUACAAAUUCCAGCAAUGUUCAAAGACAGGAUUGAAAGAAUUAAAGUGCCUCACACAUCAUCAGUAAAGGGCUGCCCAACAUGUGGAUCUUCAGGUAGAAGUUCUUGCCAGAAAUGCCACGGCCUUGCUAGACAACAGUGCUGGGUAUGCAGUGGAAAAGGAAACCGACUGAGUAAUGAUAUAUGCACCAGCUGUAUGGGAACUGGAACUACCAUGUGCAAUGAUUGUUCUGGUGUGGGAACUAUAACAUGCUCUGACUGUAAAGGAAGAGGACAGGUGUUGGUGUACAUUGAGUUGCAAGUUGAAUGGAAGAAUAACAUUUUUGAAUAUGUGGCGGAUCAGAGAAUUGGGUUUCCUACUGAACUUUUCAAAGAAGUAAAUGGAAAGAAUUUACUUUGUGAUGAACAACUGAUGGUAUAUCCAGUUUGGGGUUUUCCUGACAAUGCCAUUAGUCACGCUUCCAAGAAUGCAGUUGAGCAGCAUAGAGCUCAGUUUGGAUCCACAAGCCAGAUACUGAGACAGAGGCAAACAAUUGAGCUGAUAUUUCUCACUCGAGUAGAAUAUGCAUGGCGUGGGAAAUCCCAUUCCUACUAUGUUUAUGGAAAUGAACACAAGGUGUAUGCGGAGGAUUAUCCUGCAAAGUGCUGCUGUACUAUCAUAUGAUUUACACAUUAUUCCAAGCACAAUGGAGCAAGUGUGGUUGAUUAUUCUGGAUUCUUUCCUGCCUUCCUUUUGUAAACUUUGGCCUGGGAACACAUUGGUGGCGAAACGCCGCCUCUCUUUGCUUGGCCGCAGCAAGCAACCAACGUGGCAACAAUACACAGGCAGGAAGAAGCUGUCCAGAGCAGCUUCUUCCUUAUGACACCCCUUCCUGGCACAGAUGUUUGGGCACUCAGAUGCCCAUACGUCAUGGACAUCCCCCCCCCCCCUGCUCAAUAAUGGUGCUGCUCGUACAUACUAGGGCUCAGGAGUGUGCGGUUGCUGCGCUCUCCCAAGCCCUAGUUUUGGCCACAUGACGGCACUUCCCGCUUGUCUGUACUGGGCCUUUGUUUCUUUUCUUUUUAAAAAUUUUAUUGAGUUAAAAUACACAGUGAAUGUACAGAAAACACUUAUCUAGCAAAUGUAGUAAACUGAUCAAUUUUUUUAUAAGAAGCUUCAGGAAUUUUUAUUAAAAAGGAAAAGGAAAAAAAGUCGGAAAAAAACAAAGUAUACAAAACAUCCACAAACAAUAUCUUCUAUAAAUUCACCUUCUUAAUACCAUAUAGUCAACCUUCUUCAAGCUAUAUUCUCUUGAUUUUCUUCUUCUGUUGCUUAGUCUAAAACCUCUAAGCGAAUGGGCUCAAAUUAUUUUCUCUUACUUUAAUCUAAUAUGUAUAUUUUGUUACUAUUUUUAUCCUAUAUUAUAUAUAAAAAUAUAAGUAGCAUUCCAUAUGUUAUCUUAAGGGAAAAGAUUAGAUAUCUACUUAUCAAAAGCUUAUGCCUGUUUUAUACAUUUUAAGCUUAAUCAUUAAUUCCCAUAUAAAUUUUCACUUGUCUCCACUUGUUUUCUACUUUUUCUCUUGAUUGUCCAUUUAUAGAAGCAGUUAACAUGUCCAUAUCCAUUAUUUCCCUAAAUUUUAAAAUCCAACCAUCAAUCAGUGGUAUAUUACUUUUUUCCCAAUUUUUAGCAAAGAGGAGUCUUGUAGUUGUUAUUAAAUAAAGUAUAAUCUGAUUUUGUUUUUUCUCCUUGACAUCGUGGAUCAUAUUCAGCAGAAAGAAUUGUAGAGUAAAAGGCAAGCUGAUUUGGAGUAUUUCUGUCAUCUUAUUGUCAAUUUGAGUCCAAUAUUUCUGUGCUAUUUUGCAUUUUCACCAAACAUGGAAAAACCCUGCUUGGGGGUCUGUGCAUUUCCAACAUUUUGUACAGCCAAAUUUAUAUAUAGCAUUUAGCUUCACAGAGGAGAGAUACCAAUGAUAAAACAUCUUUUAAAAAAUUUCUUUGUAGUUUGGCACAACAUGAGCUUAUUUCAUUUUUUCCAUGUUUGUUCCGAAUGUCCCAUCUGUAUAGUUUGUCCAGUUGCCUGCAACCAUCUUAUCAUGGUGUGUUUUAUGAGAUCCUGCUCCAUGUUUCUCUCUAUUAAUAUUUUAUAAUAUCUUGCUAUAAUUAUUUUCUCUUCCUCUGAAAAUCCCAUGUUACUUUCAUCACAUUUAAAUCUUUCUGUUAAUUGAAAAUACAGAAACCAAUUGCUGUUUAUAUUUUUUUUUCCAGUUCUUUUCUUUUCAUACGCUACUUGCUUUCUUUUUCUUUGGUCAAAAUAUCUCUAUAUCUAACCCAGGGUUCUUUUUCUCUAGAUCUACUAAAGAAUGCUUCCUGAGUAGGAACCCAGAAUGGUAAUGCUCUGUAGAGUUUGUUCUUAACUCUAAACCAAUUUUUAAUAACUCUCUUCUGAUUAUAUCAACAUUAGGAGGAGCUUCCUGACAGUAAGGGCUGUUCAACAGUGGAACACACUCCCUUGGAGUGUGGUGGAGUCUCCUUCCUUAGAGGUCUUCAAACAGAGGCUCGAAGGCCAUCUGUCGGGG